This is a messenger RNA of Gadus macrocephalus (Pacific cod), 951 nucleotides long. RefSeq names its product endonuclease domain-containing 1 protein-like. The record is from RefSeq and is a predicted model, not a curated record. Bases 1 to 924 code for a protein of 307 amino acids. The transcript has 2 exons. Gene Ontology annotation, molecular function: hydrolase activity; metal ion binding; nucleic acid binding. NCBI's taxonomy places the organism in Eukaryota, Metazoa, Chordata, Actinopteri, Gadiformes, Gadidae.
AUGACGUCAUCAGUGACUGGUGGCUGUCCAUUGGCUCUUGUCAUUCUGCUUCUCGUGUCCAUGGAUCCUACAGCCACUGAGGUGGUGAACUCAGUCAACGACUGUACUGAAUUCUUCCUGGAUGGAAAGCCACCGGAUAUACCAGGAGUCCUGCAGCAGGGGACCAUUCAGGACCAGAAUCGCUACAAGCCCGUUUGCCAGGAAUAUGAAAAUACCAGGAGGUUCAUGACGCUCUAUGACACAGUUAAUAAGAUCCCAGUGUUUUCUGCAUAUAAAUACACAGGAGACGACGGAAGCAAAAGACCAAGAAAUCCGAAGUGGAUGUUUGAGCCAAAGCUUGAAGAUGGGGGAAGCAAAAGCAACAUGAAACAACUGAAUAAAGGAAAAAAAUACUCCAAACAAGCUAGUUUUUCCGACUAUACUAAUCAAACAGACUAUGAUAAAGGCCACAUUUUUCCAAGUGCUCAUGCUCACCACAAAUCAGAUAAGGAGGCUACAUUUACCUUGACUAACAUUGUGCCACAAGCCGGCACAUUUAAUAGGGGAAGCUGGCAAAGAAUGGAGAAAUGUGUCAGAUGUGUGAUGCAUGAAUACUGUUUGAACCAAAACAACCAACAUGAAGCAUUUGUCGUGACUGGAGCAAUUCCCAAUGCAAACAAGACUCUCAAAAACAAGGUCAAUAUUCCAAAAACUCUCUGGACAGCAUUUUGCUGCUAUAGCAAAGUUACGGGGGAAUGGUUAGCAAGCGCACACUGGGGUGACAAUGUUAAAGAAAAUCCUAGAGUAUUAAUGGAGACCAAAAAUAUAGACAUGAUUUCACUUAUUGAUGUCGACCCCUUUCCACAACAUCAAUAUCGUCUCAACGUAACAGUAAGUCAGUAUUAUCCUACUUUAGAGAGUGUGAAUGUCCUCCCGCUCCUUUGACAACAUCCACCCCUCCCACUUCCACAU